Molecule: messenger RNA, 1389 nt
Organism: Carcharodon carcharias (great white shark)
Lineage: Eukaryota; Metazoa; Chordata; Chondrichthyes; Lamniformes; Lamnidae
Product: carbonic anhydrase-related protein 10
Exons: 7
Coding region: 574-1389 (271 amino acids)
Molecular function (GO): zinc ion binding; carbonate dehydratase activity
Source: RefSeq, a predicted model, not a curated record
UCUCUGCCUCUCUCUGAUUCCCUGUCUCUCUCUCUCUCUCUCUCCGAUACCCCCACCCCCUCGAUUGCAGGAAUCCCGGGAUGUUGGGAGGUGAAUGAACAGGGACAGACGCCGCCUGGGGGAGGGGGAAUCAGUCAUUUUUUGCAGGGGAACUUCCAGCGACCGCGGGCGCCGGUGGAACCAGCAGAAGUUUAUCGGUGGAAUGUUGUUGGGAUAUUUUAUUUUUCCUCCUCUUUCCUGAUUCGCACAUCGUGUGUGUCGGACGCCGCAGUGCUCACAAGGCGAAGGCUGGUCGGUACCGCGGGUUCGAGUCCCGUCUCUGCAUCCCCACCAUGACAUUACAAUGCUGCUUGGAUAAGGGAAGUAGCCCGAAUACACUCUCCAGCUUUCUCUCCAAAGAUUUGGGACUGUAAACCCUCAUUGUGCUGCGGUUUUUGUGCGUUCCUGAGAAGCUCCUUCGGUCUCUCCCUCUACUCUGCAAGCUAUCGUGAUGAACUAGGAUUAAAUAUUUGAAUCUAUAUAUAAAAGGAGUAAGAUAAGAUCUUCAAUUCAAAUCUUCAGAAUCCGCAGAGGAUGGAGAUAAUUUGGGAAUUAUUAUUUAUUCUCCAAGCUAAUUUUUUUGUCUGUAUUUCAGCUCAGCACAACUCUCACAAAGUCAACGAAGGAUGGUGGGCAUACAAGGAGGUGGUGCAGGGAAGCUUUGUCCCAGUUCCCUCAUUUUGGGGAUUGGUAAAUUCAGCCUGGAACCUGUGUUCAGUUGGGAAGAGGCAGUCACCAAUCAACAUUGAGACUAGCCACAUGAUCUUUGACCCCUUUCUCACGCCUCUCCGUAUUAAUACAGCAGGCAGGAAGGUGAGUGGGACGAUGUACAACACUGGACGACAUGUCUCCCUGCGAUUGGACAAGGAACAUUUGGUCAAUGUGUCUGGCGGGCCGAUGACCUACAGUUACCGCUUAGAAGAAAUCCGGUUACACUUUGGCAGUGAGGACAGUCAUGGAUCGGAGCAUCUAUUAAAUGGACAGGCCUUUUCGGGGGAGGUUCAGUUAAUACACUACAAUCACGAGCUCUACACAAACAUUACAGAAGCUUCAAAGAGCCCAAAUGGCCUGGUGGUGGUCUCCAUAUUUAUAAAAGUGUCUGACACUGCGAAUCCAUUCUUAAACCGCAUGCUGAACAGGGACACCAUCACCAGGAUUACUUAUAAAAACGACGCAUAUUUACUGCAGGGACUAAACAUUGAAGGGCUUUACCCCGAAACUCCCAGCUUCAUUACCUACGAGGGAUCGAUGACCACCCCACCCUGUCAUGAAACAGUGACGUGGAUUAUAAUGAAUAAGCCCAUCUACGUCACACGGAUGCAGGUGAAGAUUAUUGAUCUGAGCUUUUAA